Molecule: messenger RNA, 1434 nt
Organism: Trachymyrmex cornetzi
Lineage: Eukaryota; Metazoa; Arthropoda; Insecta; Hymenoptera; Formicidae
Exons: 1
Coding region: 1-1434 (477 amino acids)
Molecular function (GO): catalytic activity
Source: RefSeq, a predicted model, not a curated record
AUGGCGAAGCAAGUAAUUUGGCAAAUAAACAUUAAUCACGACAGGGCUGCACAGGAUCUAUUAAUGCAAGAAAUAAUAGAGAACAACGCAGAAAUAACUGCAAUAUCGGAGCCUUACUUUGUAUCGGUGAACCAUAGGUGGUUUGGAUCCACGGGGAACAAACCAGGUGCAGCAAUCUAUUGUAAUAGUCAAAAUUUUAUCGCUAGACUCAUAGCCAAAGGAGACGGAUACGUGGUAGUCAAAUACAGAGAAAUUACAUAUUACAGUGUGUAUUUCCCCCCUAGUUUAAAUAACGAGGAGUACUCGUAUUGGCUAACAAGAAUGGAAACGGUGGUGCACCCGAUCCAAACAGAGAAGAUGUUAAUACUAGGAGACUUUAAUGCCAGAUCCCCAUUGUGGGAUGCGAGGAAUUUCAAUAUAAAGGGUGAAAUGGUUAUAGAUCUUGCCAAUGCGCUAAAUAUAAGAUUACUAAACAAGAGAUACGUCUCAACCUGCGUAAGGACCCAAGGAGAGUCAACGGUGGAUCUAUCUUGGGCAACACCCGUCACUAGAGUAGACGAAAACAACUGGAAGAUAAGAGAAAACGUCAUCACGCUGUCGGAUCACAAGCUCAUAGAAAUAAGCAUAGGUGAUAAAGGAUGUAAAGAGGAACUAAGGGCUAUGAAAAACAAGAACUUUCCAAGCUGGAACAUAAGGAGACUGGAUGAAAACCUACUAAAAGCGAGUCUAACAUUUUCAUACUGGACCAACAGCAAUAUACACACAGGGAAUGAAGAGGAGAUGGCAAAAAAACUAGAAACCAUGUAUAAACUGGCGUCGGAUAUGGCGAUGCCAAGGAAAGGAGUACAUAGGAAGCGGUCCACCUAUUGGUGGAACGAUAACUUAAAGGAGAUACGAAAAGAGUGCAUCAAAGUAAGAAGGAAAAUUAUAAGAGCGAGGAGAAAAAAUAACUCCCUGAUAAUAGAAGACUUAAAAAGGGAGAAUAGGCAACUACAGCACGACUUUAAAUCAGAAAUCAGUAAGUCAAAGAGGAGAGCUUGGAAGGAGCUGAUUGCAAUUAUUGAUUCCGACGUAUGGGAGCUUCCUUAUAAACUGGUAAUGAAUAAACUAAGGCCAGCAACGGUACCGCUGACGGAAUCUAUGGAAAAGAAUUUCGUAACAAAAGUAGUGAAGGAACUGUCUCCAGCUGGACGGCGAAGGGAACCGAUACAAGUGGACACGGACUGGAACGAAACAUGGAAUAUAUCACACCAGGAGAUGCAAGAGGUAAUCAAGAAGAUGGGCACAAAAAAUAAGGCUCCAGGACCAGAUGGACUAUGGAAAGGAGUUAUCAGUAGGAGUAAUGGAAACAAGGUGGAGAGCCUGUUUUCAAAAGUGCCUGGAAGCAGGAAAAUUUCCGAAGGUGUGGAAAACGGCGAAACUGGUUUUACUUAA